UUCCCUCCAUCUUGGGUCACAAGAAAUUAAACCCUAGUGAACAUUCCAGAAAAUGCAAAAUUCAAAUAGAUCAAUGUAUUAAAAUUAUAAAAAAGGAAACAACACAGCUUACGUAAGUAUUGGCUCAUUCACAAACCUAGAGAGGCUGAAAACCUUUUCGAAGUAGAUUUAGGAAAACAAGAAAUAUAUAUAAAUAGUUGCUCUAAGAACCAUAUUGUAGCAUUCAAACCUAACUUACGUUCUUCACCAUCAGUGUUGCGAGUAGCUCUAGGGUUUUAGGAACUACGUACAUUAAUCUUUUUCCUCCAUCCAAUUCGCAGAACUAAAACAAUGGAAGUAUACUCAUCAUGUGAUCAUCAAGCUAAGGGACCUUCUUCUCGACGUCCUAUGGGAUAUCGAUUUCAUCCUACGAACAAGGAACUGUUGAAGUAUCUGUCAGGGUUUGUACGAAACGAACCACUUCCCGAGCAGUAUCAACUCAUGCAGCAGGUUGAUCUUUACGCUGACAAGGAGCCAUGGCAGAUUUUUGAUGAGGGCACCAACAACAACACUCGUUACUUCAUCACACCGCAGAAGAAAGUGAAACCUGAGUGGAAAAGAUUUGCACGAACAGUGGGGAAGGGAACAUGGAAGCCACAAGGCAAAGGAAAAGAGGUGUUUGACGAUAAAGGGAGACUCAUGGGAUACGUCAAGAGUUUGAAGUACAUCCCCGCUAACAAAUCAUCGAACAAGGCCAACGGGGAGUGGUUGAUGACCGAGUACUCUCUGUACAAUGGUUAUGUGGAUGCUUCGAAAAUUAAGAAGAAGGGUUACGUAAUUUGUAAGAUCAAGAAGAAGGAAAAACCUGAAGCUAAGAAGAAAGGAAACAAGGUCAACAUAGCUAAUGAUGAGGAUAUGAGAGACGUUGAAGAAUAUAUUAGUUCCGUUCUGGAAGAAGACACUAAUGGAAUAUCGUCGAACGGUAUAAAUGAUUACCUAGUGGGAGAUGAAGUCGGAGAGCAUAUACUUGGUUUGUUGGGUCCUGAAGACGAUGUUGAACGCAUAGAGGGUACUGAAGUCGAAGACAACCAGCUACUUGAUCAAAAUUUGUUGGGUUAUUCUGCGGAAGAUAUCGAUCUAGAUACAAUUAAUAUCUGUAUUUAA
Lycium ferocissimum is the source of this 1143-nucleotide messenger RNA. Its product is annotated as NAC domain-containing protein 68-like. Gene Ontology annotation, biological process: regulation of DNA-templated transcription. The record is from RefSeq and is a predicted model, not a curated record. Lineage: Eukaryota; Viridiplantae; Streptophyta; Magnoliopsida; Solanales; Solanaceae. The transcript has a single exon. Gene Ontology annotation, molecular function: DNA binding. Bases 331 to 1143 code for a protein of 270 amino acids.